This is a messenger RNA of Ichthyophthirius multifiliis, 921 nucleotides long. RefSeq lists its product as hypothetical. Gene Ontology annotation, molecular function: thiosulfate-cyanide sulfurtransferase activity. Lineage: Eukaryota; Ciliophora; Oligohymenophorea; Hymenostomatida. Gene Ontology annotation, biological process: transsulfuration. The transcript has 2 exons. The record is from RefSeq and is a predicted model, not a curated record. Gene Ontology annotation, cellular component: mitochondrion.
AUGAUAUUUGUUAAUAAUAUUAAAAAUCUAUUUAUUACAAAAAUCUAAUAACUCGUUUUCUAAAAAAGCUAUAAUAAAACUUCUCAAAACUAUAACUUAAUAGAAUGUGAGGAAUUAAAAAAACUCAUAGAUCAAAAGGCAGAUAUCAAAAUUUUGUAUGCUUAUUAAGCUCCAAUAUCAAUAUAAAAUAAAGUAAUUAAAUUAGAUCACAUUCCGUAAUCAAUAAUGUUAAAUUUAUAAGAAUUAGAUGGAAAAAAUAAUAGUAAAUAUUAAAAAAUACCAUCUGAUUAAUAAUUUAAUAGUUUAAUGUAAAAAUAAAAUAUAAAAAAAUAAUAAAAAGUUAUCAUUUAUUGCAAUUCGAUUACUAAUUCUACGCGUUUACAUUAUUUAAUGGAUAUUUUUGGAUAUUAAAAUUUAUAUUAUUUAAAUGGGGGAUUAUUAAGAUGGUAUUAAUUAGGUUUUCCUUUAAAAUAGGAAUAUGUUUUAUAAUAAGAGAAUUAAAAUAUUAUAGAAAAAAAAGAUGAUUAUUCAUAUAAAUUAAAUAAAGAAAAAUUAGCAUUUUUAGAAGAUAUAGUAGAAAUAAACUAAAAUUAUAAUAAUUCAGAUUAUUUAAUUAUAGAUACAAGAAAACCUUAACAAUAUUUUGAAGGUUAAGAAUUUUAAUGGAAACAUAUUCCUGUAUUAAAUGUUAUGAUAUAAAAAGAUGGAAGAUUUAUUAAUAAACAAUAAAUAGAGAAUAUUUUUUAGGAAAAAGAUAUUGAUUUAAACAAGUUAAUUAUUAGUACUUGUAAAAGAGGAUAUUAGGCAACUGUUUUUAAUUUUUUAGGCUAUUAUACUUUUGGAGAUUAUUAUAAAGGUAAAGUUUACGAUGGAUCAUGGGAUGAAUAUUUAUAAUAUAAAAUAUCUUAAUAAAAAAACUGA